AUGGAAACUCAUGACAAUUAUAGAAGUUACCACAAUAAUAAUUCAAGUUUCUUUGAACCUAAAUAUUUCUUAAUGUCUAUGAUAUUGUUGUUUGUCCUUUAUUUUAUUGUAAAAAAUAGCAAUAAUAAGAGAGAGCCAAUCAAAGUAAUAAUCUGAUGUAUUAAUAUAGGAUAGAGUUUGGAGAAAGUUUGCAUUUUCAUAUUAGGAAAUGAUGAAUACAUUUGAUAGUACAGAUAAGGAACUUCUAAAAAAUACUUUUCAUAAUACAAUCUUUAAUACUAAGCCAUCUCUUGUUAUGAAUGAUGUUAGAAAACUCAAUAAAAAAAAUCUUAGCGUGUAAUUUGAUUUAAAUAAAAAUGUAACACAUUUAUUUCAAUAUAAUGGAUAUUGA
This is a messenger RNA of Paramecium pentaurelia, 391 nucleotides long. The record is from the annotation of a GenBank genome assembly. NCBI's taxonomy places the organism in Eukaryota, Ciliophora, Oligohymenophorea, Peniculida, Parameciidae.